CCUCUCGCCUCAGAGGGCGGCGGGGCGGGCCUCCCCUUUUCCGGGGAAGGCAGGGCCUACAGGAUGGCGGCGGCGGCGGCCUGGCUGCUGCUCCCCUUGGCCCUCCUCUUGGGGAGCCCGCCUGGGGAAACGGCGGCGGCGGCACCGGGCCUCCCUCAGGACGCAGAGUUCACCUUCUUGCUGCCGGCCGGGCGCCGCGAGUGCUUCUACCAGGCCGCGCCGGGCAACGGCUCCAUGGAGGUCGAGUACCAGGUUAUUGGUGGAGCCGGGCUGGAUGUGGAUUUCUCCUUAGAAAGCCCUUCUGGGGCCUUGCUGGUCGAUGAGUAUCGGACAUCGGACGGGGUGCACACCGUUGAACCGACAGAAAGUGGUGAUUACAAGCUGUGCUUUGACAACUCCUUCAGUACCAUCUCAGAGAAGUUGGUGUUCUUUGAGCUCAUCUUUGACAGCCCCCAAGAUGAUGAAGACUUGAAUCAUUGGGCAGAAGUGGCUGAGCCAGAAGAAAUGCUUGACAUUAAGAUAGAAGACAUUAAGGAAUCUAUUGAAACGAUGAAGAGCCGCCUCGAGCGAAGUAUCCAGAUGCAGGCACUGCUUCGUGCCUUUGAAGCACGAGAUCGCAAUUUGCAGGAGCACAACCUGAGCCGGGUCAACUUCUGGUCUGCUGUCAACCUCACUGUGCUGCUGCUGGUGUCCUUUCUCCAGGUGUAUUUGUUGAAAAGCCUCUUCGAAGACAAGAGGAGGUUCUGGACGUAGCACAAAAAGAAACAA
Anolis sagrei ordinatus is the source of this 768-nucleotide messenger RNA. It is a transcript of the gene TMED1, whose product is annotated as transmembrane p24 trafficking protein 1. NCBI's taxonomy places the organism in Eukaryota, Metazoa, Chordata, Lepidosauria, Squamata, Anolidae. Gene Ontology annotation, cellular component: endoplasmic reticulum; Golgi apparatus; endoplasmic reticulum-Golgi intermediate compartment. The record is from RefSeq and is a predicted model, not a curated record. Gene Ontology annotation, biological process: endoplasmic reticulum to Golgi vesicle-mediated transport; intracellular protein transport; Golgi organization.